AUGACCACUACUAAACGAGCUCUUGUUAUUGGUAACAACACCUACGAUGUGAAUAAACUUACGCGCUGCAAAAAUGACGCUGAAGAUGUUGGUAAUAAAUUGCAAAGUGCUGGCUUUAAGGUCAGUCCUUACUUCAAUUUAACCUAUAUGGGCAUGGCACGUCAGAUUAACGAUUUUGUGGAAAAAAUCAAUGAGAAUGAUUUUGUUGUUUUCUUUUUCUCGGGUCAUGGAACUGAAUGGAGAGAGAAAAACUAUCUCAUCCCUAUUGACAAUAAAGAUCUUGUUAAGACACCUAACCUACAUCCAAAUUGGGCUAUUUGUGCUCAAAGGACACUCGAUUCAAUGAAGGAGCGAAAGCCGUUUGCAAUCGUAUUUCUACUCGACUGUUGUCGUGUUCGUGUUGAAGAUGCCAAAGGUAAUCCACCGCAAUCGGACUCCACAAGUGCUACAAUGAUAAAAGGCGUAGCUGGUUCCUUAACAGUCUUUGCUUGUGGUUCUAAUGAGAUAGCCUUUGAAAGAUCUAAAAACGACCGUAAUAGUCUCUUCACUUAUCAUCUACUUCAACAUAUUGAUGAACCAAAUUUAAAAAUUGAAGAAAUGAUGAGUCGUGUUUGUGAUGGAGUGUACGAAGAUAGCAAUGGGCAAUUAUACACUUAUCGAUUAUGUACAUUAAGAACGUCAAAAAUUUACUUCAACAACACAGAAACAUCAAAAAAAGGAGGUAAGCUCUUUUUUUAG
Molecule: messenger RNA, 738 nt
Organism: Rotaria socialis
Lineage: Eukaryota; Metazoa; Rotifera; Eurotatoria; Philodinida; Philodinidae
Source: the annotation of a GenBank genome assembly